GACGUUCAGUGAUGCACUUCAUUAGCAAGACCCGUUUGACUCGCAUAUUUCUGUCGCCGACUUGCAUCCAUGGAACAGGCUCACAAUAAAGUUCUUUAACAUUCAUCUGAUCAAACGUUAUCCGCUUAUUUUUGGACAACGACGCCUGGUGAGCGAGGGAAAAAAAUUGUUACAUUUCAGGCUUUCCUCACCUCUUUUGAAGAACCUAGAGCAAGAGAUGCCGUACUUAGGGUCAAUGGCCAAGUCUAUUUCGUCUAUGGUUUUGCGUUCCGACAGCAGAGUCUUUCGUUCACAAGCAAAGGAGGCGUUUAAAACCCUCCUACAAACCCGAGAGCGAGGUGUGAAUGCCUCCUGGAUGUCUCUAUCCUCACUCAGAAAAUACAGAGGCUCAGAUCCCGUGAUUGACGACAAUACCGCCGAGGCGUAUCGGAUGUCUCUUCCCAUGAAUAAUAAGAAAGCAGAUUCUGAUGAUACCCAAAUUAAGGAAUUCGAAGAUACUAUUAUUGAUGCAAUGCGUAGGCUUUAUCAUCUGAGCAUCAGUCCUAAACAGUUCAAGACUUCAUCUGUCGGACAAAAGGACAACAUGCAAGCCGACGAUUUUGGAUUCGAAGAUGAUCCCUGCGUGGACAGCCUAGACGACACGCCCCUGAAUGACAACCUUGUGGAAGAACUGGAGUGUGUCCUUCCUGUGGACAUCCCAACUGGAAGCAAUUUUCAACUUCUUGAUGUUCCUCUCCAUGCGUGCUUUCUUCGUUCUGAUUUUCACAGGAUUGAUCAGAAUUCCGCUUUCGAGGACGAUGUCACCGAUGACUAUGGAUCUGAUGCUUUUCCGGAUACAGUCCCCGAUUUAUCUCUUGAAACAUCGUGGGAGGCAGAUGCUAGUAAUUUGGUCGGCCCCGCAUCUGGUUAUCUUGACAUGGGAACGGAUGACUCUUUCGAGGACGCUUGCUCUGACGUGCUAUUCACUCCGCCCCGGGUCCCAGCCAGUCCGCAGGUUGUCUGUCCCCAAAACCAUAUAAAUGAACUUUCACAGCUAGACCACAACGCAACUAAUACCAAGGUCCACCACCAAAGACCUGAUUUGGUUGCGGACGAUGAAUUCUCUGACAUCAUGUCCGACCUGCUUCUUACACCCAUACAUUCUCGUUUCGCUAGUCCACGAAUAGUACCCGCGUCGCCUCACUCACUCGACAUAGAUUCUGACCACUUCAGCUUUGAUCUCGAAAGCGUAGGUUGUUUUGUUGAAAUCCCGGGCGAAGAGACUUGGGAUGAAGGGAUCGAAGAUGGAGAAGAUAUGGUGGUAUUGGGAUUGCCUGCUUCGCCCCUCUCAUCACUUUCAUUUGGUUCAGGGUCUGGAUACUCAUUCUAACCGGGCGCAAUUGUGUUUAUAUGUACAGAGGAAGGAAUAACGCAGCAAUUCACAUUCUACACUCUGGCGACUUUUGUUCACCAACCUUUUCGAAUUCCAUGCGGCUCGCGUGGCUGACUCA
Molecule: messenger RNA, 1490 nt
Organism: Cantharellus anzutake
Lineage: Eukaryota; Fungi; Basidiomycota; Agaricomycetes; Cantharellales; Hydnaceae
Exons: 4
Coding region: 218-1369 (383 amino acids)
Source: RefSeq, a predicted model, not a curated record